GUCCAGACAUCAAGACUCAUGUUGCUGAGGUUUCUGGCAAGCUGGUCCUCACCUGUAACAUGUCUGCACCAUACCCUGCCAUCGGGGGACACGAGUGGAUCCACAAGGACAAGGCAGUGCAGAAGGACACGGAGACAAGUGCUUUCACCAGCUACACGAUCGAGGGGAAGAUGGAGGAGCACUCUGGCAUCUACGAGUGUGUCUACGAAACAAACCCUGUGAUAAAAGGACAAGUGAAUAUUUCUGUUGCCCCUCAGGUGACAGCAUACAAGAAGUCUGAGCAUGGGAAUGAGGGGGACACAGGUGUGCUGAUCUGCAAGAAUCCUUCCUUCCCCCCUGUCAGCUCUUGGACCUGGUACAAAAAUGGUCAGGAGGUAAGUGCUGUGCCCAUCAUCAACGCCUCUGGGCGAUACAUCAUCAAGUCCAACGGCAGCAAGACAGAGCUGCGGAUCCUCAAACUGAACAUCCAGGAGGACACGGGUGACUACCACUGCAAUGCCACCAACUCGUACGGCUCCGGGGACGCCACGGUGAACCUGCGCGUGCGCAGCCGCCUCGCGGCUCUCUGGCCCUUCCUGGGCAUUGUGGCAGAAGUGCUCGUGCUGGUCACCAUCAUCUUCAUCUAUGAGAAGAGGAGGAAGCCAGAUGAGGUUCUUGAUGAUGACGAUGGAGGCUCUGCACCACUGAAGAGCAAUGCCACAAACCACAAGGACAAGAACGUUCGCCAGCGAAACGCAAACUGAGAGCAGGGCCAGGUGAUGUGUAGAUGAAGAACUCGUCUGGACAAUUUUAUUUUCUUUUAAUUUUGGUAAAAUAGCACCAUGGAAUAUUCUAGUGCGUCCUUGCAAUUCAGUUACUUCACUUUCUAAAGAAACUUAAGUUGUAGAAUCUAAAAUACAUUUUUUUAAAAGAGUUGUGGGAGGGUUUUUCUACCUGUAAAUGUAAAUCCCUUGUCCCUGGUAGUCUAGGUCACUGGCUGUCUCUGUGCUAGGUUUCUUGGGAUUGGUACAGAGUGAGGGGGUGGGAGUGCAGCU
Messenger RNA from Acanthisitta chloris (rifleman), 1034 nucleotides. RefSeq names its product basigin (Ok blood group) (gene BSG). The annotation marks the transcript as partial. Gene Ontology annotation, biological process: dendrite self-avoidance; homophilic cell-cell adhesion; axon guidance. Lineage: Eukaryota; Metazoa; Chordata; Aves; Passeriformes; Acanthisittidae. The transcript has 7 exons. Gene Ontology annotation, molecular function: cell-cell adhesion mediator activity. The record is from RefSeq and is a predicted model, not a curated record. Gene Ontology annotation, cellular component: axon; plasma membrane.